Molecule: messenger RNA, 1996 nt
Organism: Nelumbo nucifera (sacred lotus)
Lineage: Eukaryota; Viridiplantae; Streptophyta; Magnoliopsida; Proteales; Nelumbonaceae
Product: Mitochondrial import inner membrane translocase subunit Tim17/Tim22/Tim23 family protein
Source: RefSeq, a predicted model, not a curated record
CUUUUUAUUUUUACGCUUUCGUCUUCUCUGCUUCCUUCCUUUGCCGAUGCGGAACAUUUUUUAUUUCUCCAGGGCCAGACCAUGACAACAUUCCCCUCCAAAUCUUCCCUCCCUUUCUCCUCCGACCCUCCUUCUCCAAACCCGGCUCACGAUAUCUCAGAUGGAGCCGCCGAACGCCGCCUUCAGGAGGCGGAGGAACGGCUGCGGGAGGCCAUAGAGGAGCUGCAACGGCGGCAGCGCCGCGCCCGGGGGCUCCACCCACCUUGCGAACAUGCCGACGAAUCUUGUGUUGCCAACGCCAUUGGUAAUCUGUGCCAGAGCUUUCUCCUUUCUUAUGGUGUACGAGUUGGCAUCGGAAUCCUUCUUCGCGCUUUCAAGCUCGCUCGGCGGAAGUCCUACUCUUCCCUCCUUGAUCUCAAGCAACUUGUGUCAGAGAAAGACCUUAUAGUAAGAGAAGAAGCUUGUCGCAUUGGGUUACUUUUUGGCGGUUUUACUGGAUCUUAUCAUGCCCUUAGGUGUCUACUAAGAAAGCUUAGAAAGAAAGAGACACCUUUGAAUGUAAUUUUAGCAGGUUCAGUUGCAGGAUUGUCAAUUUUAGCAUUAGAUGAUUCCAGCCGGAGGCGCACUCUUGCUUUGUAUCUUUUAGCUAGGCUUGCCCAGUGUGCUUAUAAUUCCGCAAAGUCAAAGAACAAAUUUCAUCUUUGGGGUAGCCAUUGGAGUCAUGGAGAUUCGUUACUAUUUGCUUUCGCAUGUGCCCAGGUUAUGUAUUCCUUUGUAAUGCGUCCAGAGAGCUUGCCUAAAUCAUAUCAAGAUUUCAUUCAGAAGACUGGACCAGUUGCAGAGCCUGUCUACAAGGCUGUAAGGGAUAGCUGUAGAGGUUGCUCAGUAGAUGUUGCUGCUCUCUCUGCUUACCUAUCUAACCGGAAAGAACCUGGCACUGUAAAGUUGGAGGAGCAUCCCUCUAUAAUACCGUGUUCAAUAAUUCAUCCAGACAUAAAUUCGUGUUUAGUUCAUAAUGCAAAUGCAGCAUCAGCAACAUUCAGAAAAACAUUUCCACUCUACUUCUCUUUGACUUUUGUACCGUUUGUUGUCCUGCACUUGCAAAAGUUCAUGGAGUCUCCUGCUCGCACCUGUUGGCAUGCUGUUAAAGGUGCUGUUCGCUCAACAACAUUCUUGUCUGCUUUUGUUGGAAUAUUUCAGGCGGUCAUAUGUUUGCACAGAAAGGUAGCAUCAAGGGAUCACAAGCUUGUGUAUUGGGUUGCUGGAGGACUCUCUGCCCUUUCUGUACUAUUGGAGAAGAAGGCCAGACGUGGAGAACUGGCUCUUUAUGUUCUUCCACGGGCUGGAGAUUCUUUGUGGUAUAUAUUAGUGAAUCGUCAUCUGCUUCCAGAUAUCAAGAAUGCUGAGGUGGCUCUUUUCUGCAUGUGCAUGGGAGGAAUUAUGUAUUAUUUGGAACAUGAGCCAGACACAAUGGCCCCAUUCCUCAGGGGCUUGAUACGUCGCUUCCUUGCUAGUAGGAUAAGCAAUCCAGGUCCAUCCUCCAACCGAAAUGCAUCCUAUUCAUACCUACAAACUUUUGAUGUGAUAAAGAAACCAAAAUUGCAAGAGAGCCGAGGAACUGAAACUUCAGCCUCUGAAAAGUAUAAUCUUGAAUCCAUCCCUGGACUAUAAGGAAUUAGUCUCUGAUCAAAGCUAUAUAAUCAGAAUAUCAAACUUGGACUUCUUUUUUUUUCUUUUUUUUUUUUAAUUUGAUCGUUUGCUAUAUUUUAAGUUGGGCAAGAAAUUCUGCCUCAUUUUUUGGAACCCAGAAUCUGGAAGCUAUAGAAAAAGGGAUCUGGAGAUUGCUACCGGUCCAUGUUAACCAGUAAGAUGCAAGGGUUUUUCUUGUUCACGUUGUAGAUUCUUCUUCUUAUUUCCCCACACUUUGUGUACCGAAGCAAUGUGUUAUGGAUAGUUUCCUGAAGAAGGCAAUGAUAAUUGAUCCGGAUCUUCUCCA